This is a messenger RNA of Sycon ciliatum, 4075 nucleotides long. Its product is annotated as rho GTPase-activating protein 7-like. Gene Ontology annotation, molecular function: GTPase activator activity; lipid binding. The record is from RefSeq and is a predicted model, not a curated record. The transcript is spliced from 19 exons. Lineage: Eukaryota; Metazoa; Porifera; Calcarea; Leucosolenida; Sycettidae. Gene Ontology annotation, biological process: signal transduction; actin cytoskeleton organization; regulation of Rho protein signal transduction. Bases 222 to 2870 code for a protein of 882 amino acids.
UUUCGCUCUGAGUCUUGAUCUUUGAGUUUUUUCAAGGUUGCACCUGCUGCUGCAUACAGGCUUCACUCGUUCUGCCUUGGUUUUAGCAUUUUACAAAGCAGAAAAACUAAAGUGAACACUGGUGAACGGUUUUGUCCUUUCAGACAUUUGUUUGUUCAUGGUUGGAUUCGUCGGAAGCUGGUACGAUUCCUAGGAUAGGAUGCCGUGAAGUUUGCAGUCCAAUGGAGAUCGAGCGGAGAACUAUGGCAGUGCCGACUUCAUUGGAGAAGGUCGACUGCGACAAUGACAGGCCUUCCGGGUCGCUUUCUCUCCUGCCUAAUACCAUGAAUACUGACUCUCCCUACUCAUCAUCUGUUAGCAACAGCCCUUCUCCGCAUCCUCAGAUGUCACCAGAGAAAGAGUGCCGGCUGGCUCUGCGAUGGUUAAAGCACACUGGAUUCCCUCACUAUGCACAACAAUAUGAGAAUCAAGAAUUUCCCAUCGUGAUUGACGCGGAAAAGCUGGCGGAUGAUCAUGCCUGGCUGAGGACGUAUCCCGAUGCACUGCAGACGUUGCUUGAUCGACUGCAGUUGCUCAACCAAUGUGCUCUGGCUGGCAUCCGGUGCAUUCCAGAUCGGGAGGAUGAUUCUGAUGAUGAGUCCAUUGCAACUACACUCGAGCCUACCAACGUUUCUGAUAAGUUGAGAGGUAGCAAUAUAGCGCCGGCUAGGAAACAAGUCCAUUCGAAGCAGCGUCAUCACACAGAACCGUCUUUAGGCACGAGUAAUAUAUGCCGCCAGCUACCUGUUACCGAUGAAGAGAUAGAUGAGCAAGAUGAGGAGGAGGAUGACGGUGACGAUGAGAAGGGUUCUACUUCUCGCCGGAGAACCUGCCCUAAUCCGCGUGUGAAAUUGGGACGUGGAGCCCGUGUCACAUCGAGACCCAAAGCAGCCUACUGUCGUCAAGCAUCGAUUAUCUCGGAGGAUGAUAGGCCUGACUCUGGUCCGUCGUCGUUAGUAGACGGCACCCAGCUCAAGGAAGAAGAGCUGUGCUUGGUCGAGGACUCAUCCGACGCCUCCACAAUGCCUCAAGUGGAUAUGGGUAGCUUCGGUGAAGUAGGUGUCAUCUUGCACCACAAGCAGGCUAACUCAUUGGUCGAGGAAGAGGAAGUCGAUGAGGAUGGCGAGGAAACGGAAGGGACGGGAACUGAAGAGCUGACUGUCACAACAAGUAAUAGAAGACAACGGUGGCACAGCUUUACCAAUCGUCAUAUGCCAACCAUCGCACAGGACCACGUGCAGAAACCACCGAAUAACCUUACCUGCAGCCUGACUGUCAGCCGGAUGCAAAUGGUGCAGCAUAUGUCACUGCUCAAGCUCACGUCGCAGUUGGAGUGCUACAUCACCCCACAACUGCCCAAAAGUAAACGGCAAAAGAUCAUCAGUUAUUUAGACUACACGAGAAAGAAGACGUUUGACUAUGACAGGACUGCAACAUUAUUUGGAGUUCCGCUGGACGUCCUAACAAGACGCCAUGGUCACCCACUACCACGGCACAUCAUGUUUGCUUUAGACUAUAUCCUAUGUAGAGGGAUUGAAACGCAUGGUCUGUUUCGAGUUGCCGGCUCUUCCAAACGAAUCCGAGAGUUCAAGAAGAAGGCAAGCACAUCGGAGGAUCCCAUUGAUUUUUCUGAGAUUCCAAUGCCAGACAUUGCCUGCCUGGUCAAGGAGUAUUUCCGUGAUAUACCGGGCCGGCUGUUCACGCCAAAAAUGACAGAAGUGAUCAUUUUGAUCGGUGCUUUUGUGCCUGAAGAGUUGCAGAUACAGGCGUUUCAGCACAUCAUGCUGCUGCUGCCUGAUGAGCACAGAGAAACAAUUUUCUGCAUCCUGUCCUUUCUGCGUAACAUCUCUGAACAUCAUGCUCAGACGAAGAUGGACGUCCACAACUUGGCAGUGGUGUUUGCGCCAACCCUGUUCCACCUAACGGCGGCGGGUGAUGUGUCAAACGGUCACACGAGUCCAACAGCGUCUCGUAAACUCAGCAAGUCCAAGAAGAAGGCAGAUUAUGAUGAGAGCUCUAACGCCAUCAGCACUUUGGAGAUGAUGAUCACGAAUGUGGACCACCUACAGCGGGUCCCCAUGGACACGCUUAUGAUCAGCUUACACACAUCGACAAAUCCUCUGGAUUUCACUGAGGCAGCUCACAUCUCAGAACUGGGCAAGGAUGCCGAUGGCGUGGGUGACUAUGUGAACUACGUCGAGUUUUGCUUCCAGGGAAUGCUCAAGGAGCAUAACUCUGGCUAUAAGAAUGGCUGGAUCCAGGUGUCUUCGCCGCAUUCGUGCGAGAUCAGCAAAAAGAAGGUGCGCGACGGCCACAAGUUGCAGCUCUGGCGAGGUGUGGUGGAUGUGCCUGCAAAUCCUGCCGACAUCCAGCGGAGAAUCCUAUGGGAACGGAAUAAUUGGGAUAGUCAGUUUGUAACGUCACAAUGCCUGGAGGUGUUAGAUGACUCGACGGAGGUGUACCAAUAUGUGUGUAGGUCAAUGCCAUCUCAGCCAAAUCGGGAAUCAGUUGUGCUAAGGUCAUGGAUUAACCGUGAGGAUAUCUCUAUCAUCAUGGCUACCAGCGUGCAACACCCGAAGGCAACAUGGCAGGGCGGUGUCGUCAUCACUGAGUUGGCAACACGCUACGUCAUCGAACCACUCGCUGCAAAUCUCUCCAGGCUCACCCUUAUUACCAGGCAUGAUCUAUGUGGUCGGUCACUCAACUUUUACAAGAACUACGGACCGUGGAGUGUGGCGCAGGUGUGCAAUAUCCGUGACUCCUUCUCACCGGAGUUCUCCAUUCAACCGUCACCACGCUCGCGCCCUGGUCCUUCAUACAGUAUCCUGUAACGGAUGGCACCGUGGAGGAAGAAGGCACACGGACAUAUAAUAUUGUAUGAGCGUCUCGAUCUUUCUCCUCCGCUAGCUCUAUCUAGCUCUGUCCCAGUUUAGCCUUUAGGUCUCUAGCUUAUCUGCCUGUCGGCUCUGUGACUGUACCCUGAUAUAUCCCCAUCACCAGUGCCGCUAGCACCACCUACUGGUUGAUCUCUUGCCACUGGUGCUGCUACUCUGGCUUGCUGUGGGUCACGAUGGCGUUUGCACUUCUGGAUACCCUUGUUACUACUCAUUGUCAUUGGAGCGCAACAUUCUCAACUAGGAAGAUGACUUGGCUUCUGAUCAGUGGCUGCCUUGCCGCACCUCGGAGACCUUGCAUCGCGGAGUGUUUGCUAUCCUCGACCUUGACGCUGAAGGUGCAAUGGAAGUAGAGUGUUCAGCCCCUGUAGUAUACUUUCGUCUCCCGUAUGUGUGUGUGUGUGUGUGUGUGUGUGUGUGUGUGUGUAUGCUGUUAUGUUGACUAGACCAUAAUCCACUCUAACCCCACUGUCUGCCGCACUGUCUGUAUAUUGCACUGACAAGCUUUUCCAUUAUAUAUAUUUAUAUAUAGCUGUACAUAGCUUAGUAUGCUCUAGAAAAAUCCUUCAUGCCACAUAGUGCUGUGUGUUUGUUGUUGUUGUUGUCGUUGUUGUUGUCGUCGUCGUUGUUGUUGUUUUUGUUAUUGCUUGCACUUUUCUUGUGGCGGCUUCUUCUUGUCCCGGACGUAGUACCGGUAUAACUUCCGCUCUCUGCCAUAUGCUUUUUUCUGCUGUCUAGCCUGGCAAUAUUCCACUAUUUCUUGUGUGUUUGCUCGCUCCGACUUGCCGCCCGCAGCUAUGUCUGUGCGUAUCGCCUUCCUGUCCCGAUUUUGUUCAACCCUCCCUUUUGGCCGCUGGCUUGGCUCUUUCUGACCGGAUUAUGUCGUUUCUUCUGUCAAAUUCUGAAAUUCUGACCGCUGCUGGAUCCUUGUUGCCAGAACCCCGUAUCUAUUUUUGCUCUACCUUCAACAAGCUAUCUUUCCUCUAUCACAGAAAUAGAUCCAACAAACUUAGACUGAAGUAUUAUGAUACUGUAUACCUAUUACGUGCUUCUAUGCUGGCAAGCAGCCCAACUUUCGAGACUGCAAACUACUUUUCGGUAUGAUUCUCGCAGACAAUACGAUAUAGACAAUGCAUACUAAC